Athene cunicularia (burrowing owl) is the source of this 2613-nucleotide messenger RNA. RefSeq names its product atrial natriuretic peptide receptor 1-like. The coding region runs from base 1 to 2592 and encodes 863 amino acids. The transcript has 24 exons. Gene Ontology annotation, biological process: intracellular signal transduction; cGMP biosynthetic process; protein phosphorylation. NCBI's taxonomy places the organism in Eukaryota, Metazoa, Chordata, Aves, Strigiformes, Strigidae. Gene Ontology annotation, molecular function: guanylate cyclase activity; ATP binding; peptide receptor activity. The record is from RefSeq and is a predicted model, not a curated record.
AUGACAGCUGUCAAAACACCAGCCUUAGGGCUCCGAAGCAUCCUCAGUUUAUUGGUGAUAUUAGUGGAGGGGUGGCAUGAUUUAGAUAACAAAGACUAUGACUGUUGGCCCCUGGAAAAACCAGAUGAGUAUAACAUGCUGGACUGUGGAGGCCUGGAGAUGGCAUGGGUGCAAAGGCCUCCAGAAAAGGCUGUGAGUGGGGAAUUCUUCAAUGUGACCUAUGCAGUCUUUGCUUCAGACGGCUUUUAUCAAUAUGCAGUGCAAAAUGGAAUCCUUUCUCACAGCAUAAUUAGCAAUGCUACUGCUGCAAAGAAAUUCUGCGAGGAGCAUGAAUGCCCUGCCAGCUGGAAAGAUGCGAAUGGGGAGAACUGCUGUGUCUACCAUGCCAACAUUCACUCCUGUCCUUUAGCCUUCAUGGGUAGAGGAGGAAUAUGUGGUCCAUGGAUCCCAGAUGAUGGCCAGAUAUUUACUCAUACUUUGUCUACAGCUGGCAAAAUGAGCCAAAGAAACUGGACUGCCAAGGUGGUUUUAGUUCAUGUGGGUGUGACUUCUCUCAUUGCACACAUCAGAGUUGGAAGAAUGCAAGUUGCUCUGGAGGCAAAAACCACAGUCCUUCCUGCAGUAGUCUGUGGAGAUGGCUUUUGUGAGGAAGAAGAAGGCUGCUCUAUCUGUCCGGCAGAUUGUGGGGAAUGCCCACUGUCUGCUGAUGCUAGGAUAGCAAUUGCCUUACCAAUAUGUUUAGUCUGCACUGGCUUCAUUUUGACAGUCAUAUGGUUUCAAUAUCAGAAACAAAAGAUGUUUUGGGAUGAAAGCUGGAUUAUAGACUUCACCUGCAUCAAACAAGAUCGCAUAGUAUGGACAGCAACAGGAAGCAUGAUGAGUGCUCCCCCAGCACCCAGUGACUCCAGUGCCAGCUGCAUCACUGCUCUGAGCUCCUGCACAGCAGCUGCUAACGUGUCCAGGAAACAGCACUUCACCCAGACUGGGAGAUACGAUGGUAGAACAGUGGCCAUAAAGAAAAUAAUGAAGAAGGCAUUCACGCUGUCCAAAUCCAUACGUAAAGAAGUAAAGCAAGUAAGGGAACUUGACCAUCCCAAUCUCUGCAAAUUCAUUGGAGGUUGUAUAGAGGUUCCAAAUGUUGCCAUUGUGACAGAGUACUGCCCCAAAGGCAGCCUGUGUGAUGUUCUGCUCAAUGAAGACAUUCCUCUGAACUGGGGCUUCAGGUUUUCAUUUGCUACUGAUAUUGCGCAAGGAAUGGCCUAUCUUCACCACCACAAAAUGUAUCAUGGACGGUUGAAGUCUAGUAACUGUGUGAUAGAUGACCGAUGGGUUUGUAAAAUUGCAGAUUAUGGCUUGCAGUCAUACAGAAAAGAAGAUUCUCUUGAAGGAUCAAGCUCUUACCAGCAGCACUUGAAACAGAUUUACACAUCUCCUGAAAUCCAUUCCCUUUCAGACUUUGAACCCAAUUCUACAACAGACAUCUACAGUUAUGGCAUCAUUUUACUAGAAAUUGCCACAAGAAGUGACCCUAUGCCAAAUGAUGAUGUGCAUUCAGCUGAAUGUUCCUGGUGCCCACCUUUGGCAGAACUAAUUUCAGGGAAGGCUGAGAAUUCUUGCCCAUGUCCCACAGAAUACAUAGAGUUAAUCAGAAGGUGCAGAAAAAAUAAUCCAGCCCAAAGACCUACAUUUGAACAAGUCAAGAAAAUGUUGUACAAGAUGAAUCCUAAUAAAGUUAGCCCUGUCGACAUGAUGAUGACUCUGAUGGAGAAAUAUAGCAAACAUCUGGAGAUAAUGGUUUCUGAGAGAACCCAGGAUUUAAUGCAUGAAAAACAGAAGACUGAUCGUCUGUUGUAUAGUAUGUUGCCGAAGCAAGUAGCAGAUGAUCUCAGGCAGGGAAAACAUGCACAAGCUCAAAGUUACUUAAGUGCCACCAUCUUUUUCAGUGACAUUGUUGGCUUCACUCAGCUGUCCAGCAGCAGCACACCUUACCAAGUGGUAGAUCUCUUGAACAAGCUUUAUACUGCUUUUGAUGAAAUCAUAGAUAACUAUGAUGUCUAUAAGGUGGAGACAAUAGGAGAUGCCUAUAUGGUGGUGUCGGGAGUACCCAAAGAGAAUGGGAUCCUUCAUGCCAGUGAGAUCGCAAGCAUGGCUUUAGACCUUCUGGAUGUCUGCAAGACUUUUAAAAUCCCACACAAGCCCAACACUCUCCUAAAGAUAAGAGCAGGAAUCCACUCAGGGGCAGUUGUAGCUGGAGUUGUUGGGACCAAAAUGCCACGGUAUUGUUUAUUUGGAGAUACUGUGAACACAGCUUCCAGGAUGGAAUCUACCAGUGAAGCUCUUAAAAUACAGUGCAGUUCAAGUGCAUACCAGCUGUUGGAGCAGAUCGGAGAGUAUGUGUUAGUAUGCCGUGGGAAUUUACAAGUCAAGGGGAAAGGAGACAUGGUAACAUACUGGCUUGAAGGUAAGAAAGCCUCUGCCACCCAGAAGAAAGUCACCAGCACUUCUGUGACUCUUCAAGACCCCAGCAGAGCCUCACUUAGUUUGAUUCCAGGUGUCCUCCCCAGUGAUCUUCCCCCAAGUACUGCUUACUAGCCACUCACUAACUCCAGCAUC